AUGAAUAAGACUCCAGGUACAUGGCUAAAACGCCACCACGCCUUCCUGUGCCUGGCCUUUGUGUGGAUGUAUGCAGCUUUCUGGGCCACCAUGCCCCUGAUUGGUUGGGGGAACUAUGCCCCGGAGCCCUUCGGGACCUCCUGCACGUUGGACUGGUGGCUGGCCCAGGCCUCCGUGUCCGGACAGAGCUUUGUGAUGGCCAUCCUGUUCUUCUGUCUCAUCCUUCCCACAGGCAUCAUUGUCUUCUCCUACGUCAUGAUCAUCUUUAAGGUCAAGUCUUCUGCGAAGGAGAUAUCCCACUUUGACGCCCGCAUCAGAAACAGCCACAGCCUCGAGAUGAAACUCACUAAGGUGGCUAUGCUGAUCUGCGCAGGCUUCUUGAUAGCCUGGAUCCCUUAUGCAGUGGUGUCAGUGGUGUCAGCGUUCGGGGAGCCAGACUCGGUGCCCAUACCCGUGUCUGUAAUUCCCACACUGCUGGCUAAGUCCUCAGCCAUGUAUAACCCCAUCAUCUACCAGGUUGUGGACCUGAAAAAUUCCUGCAUGAAAUCCUCCUGUUUUAAGGCUGUGAAGGAACGCAGGCAUUUUAGGAAGUCAAGGUAAAACGGACUGUUAUCUUUCUAGCCUUUAUUCCUAAGAAAUUGUAGACAAAGCAUAGCUUUCGUUCAGGCGGAGCACUGGAGUUACGCAUGCAGCUGACUGGGAUCAGUGUUUUUUUUCACGCUUCAUAAUCAUCGGCCCAUGCAACAGUUGUGUGGCUACCAGCUGACCAGACACAUCCCACAUACAGUAUUCAGUCAGGUGUACAGGGCGGA
This is a messenger RNA of Morone saxatilis (striped sea-bass), 812 nucleotides long. RefSeq names its product opsin 5 (gene opn5). Lineage: Eukaryota; Metazoa; Chordata; Actinopteri; Moronidae. Gene Ontology annotation, cellular component: membrane. Gene Ontology annotation, biological process: G protein-coupled receptor signaling pathway. The coding region runs from base 1 to 600 and encodes 199 amino acids. The record is from RefSeq and is a predicted model, not a curated record. The transcript has 3 exons. Gene Ontology annotation, molecular function: G protein-coupled receptor activity.